Messenger RNA from Oikopleura dioica, 429 nucleotides. NCBI's taxonomy places the organism in Eukaryota, Metazoa, Chordata, Appendicularia, Copelata, Oikopleuridae. The record is from the annotation of a GenBank genome assembly.
AUGAGUGAGUCAAUGGAAAGUCGAUCCGAAUCUUCUUAUGGCUUUUCGAAACUGCUGGAAAACGACGUAAUCCGAAUCGAAGACGACUCUUCCAAAUCGACGAGUGCCGAGAACCGAGCCGUUUUUUCAACCCUUUUUCUCCCCAAAAUCUCCGUCGAGGAAUUCUACGGCAAAACAAUUCCUCCAAAGAAGCUGGAACUUUGCGCCAAGCGAGAUUUCGAAAACUACAAAAAGUGCAUUUCGCGAAGUGAAGUUGGCGCCGAUCUGCUUUUGAAGAAAAUCGCAAUCGACAAUUUGAAAUUAGCGAUCGAUGCUGGGAUGGAAGAAGAAGUGGCCGAAAGAAUGGACCGUCUCCGGCCGUUGGUUUCCAACGACUUGUGCGAAAUUUUUGAAAAUAUUGCCAUUUCCCCUGACUCGUUUCCUAACUGA